Molecule: messenger RNA, 836 nt
Organism: Thrips palmi
Lineage: Eukaryota; Metazoa; Arthropoda; Insecta; Thysanoptera; Thripidae
Exons: 2
Coding region: 1-471 (156 amino acids)
Source: RefSeq, a predicted model, not a curated record
AUGGCCCUGGUUUGCCCCCAAUGUCAUGCGGCCCGUGAGGGAACCUUUCUCGCAGAUGAAUAUAACAUCUUCAACUACAGGUUGACUCGCGCCAGACGCGUGAUUGAAAACGCCUUCGGCAUCAUGACGGCCCGGUUCCGGCUCCUCCGGAAGACGAUGCUGGCCACCAAACGGACCGCCAAGCUGAUCAUACAGGCGAUUGUAGUCCUCCAUAACUACUUGAUGGAGAGGGCUGCUGCUCACUAUGCCCCGCCGGACUUUGUGGACCGAGAAGAUUGGCGGGGCAAUGUGGUGCGGGGAGGUUGGCGGGCAGAGGCGCUGCAAGAUGGGCCUGAGCCCCUCGGCCCCCAAGACCCUGUGGGUGGAGCAGGCGACGGCCCCCUCGCUGAGGCUAUCAGGGAGGAGUUUGUCCAGUACUUCCUCACUGAGGGUGCUGUCCCCUGGCAGUGGCGGCACCUCCGUCGAAUCUAAAUUUCUCUCUGGUUGCUACAAUAAAAAAAUCUUGAAACCAAAUAACCCUUGAUUCAUUACGGGCCUCGACUGUAUCGUUUCCGGGCAAAGACUAGUCUUCAAGGGGGCGGCUUGCUAGAUGGCCUAGAGGGGUGGAGCAUGGGCGGCUGGCAGGUGCUGCCAGCGAGUCGCGGUGGGCGCAAGGCACUUUAACGAGGGCAACGAUCGUCCUGCGAAAUGCUUUGCAUGACCUUGCCAGUGCCGCGGCGCCAGCCGCCUGCCUCACCGUGGCCUCGAGAGGCACCGCCCUGCAUAGGAGGCAUCGGGAGCGGCGGGCCUCAGCGUGGCGUGGUGGUGCUACCACGAACCUGGUGUGCUUGUGCUGC